AUGGGCGUGCAGGGCGCGCUGCUACCACGGGUUCAACAAGGAUCUCCAACAGAAGUGCUGCGAGUGCCACAAAAGCAUCAAGACGUGGUGCGAGUGCAAAAGCUGCUCAAGGAAAACACGGGCGGUGCCACCAGCCAACCGGGUAUCAAGGGGUACGGGUUUGGUCGCCGGAUUAGGGGGCGGUAG
Messenger RNA from Ectocarpus siliculosus, 186 nucleotides. NCBI's taxonomy places the organism in Eukaryota, Phaeophyceae, Ectocarpales, Ectocarpaceae. The record is from the annotation of a GenBank genome assembly.